Molecule: messenger RNA, 2722 nt
Organism: Drosophila rhopaloa
Lineage: Eukaryota; Metazoa; Arthropoda; Insecta; Diptera; Drosophilidae
Product: modifier of mdg4-like
Exons: 5
Coding region: 175-1938 (587 amino acids)
Biological process (GO): regulation of transcription by RNA polymerase II
Cellular component (GO): nucleus
Molecular function (GO): DNA binding; protein binding
Source: RefSeq, a predicted model, not a curated record
CGUUGUUUGGCCAUCCCUAAUUUUCACACUAAAGAAAUCGGACGCGUUCUGCGCGUUGUUCGCGCGAGAAUAAAAAAUAAUUUAGCUUCGGCUCCAAAUAGAUAUUUUAUUUGGAAAAUAUUUAACAAGAGCCCCAAACGCAUAGAUACAGAAAAGUAUUGAUUUUCGUCCAAGAUGGCGGACGACGAGCAAUUCAGCUUGUGCUGGAACAACUUUAACACGAAUUUGUCGGCUGGCUUCCACGAGUCGCUAUGUCGCGGCGAUCUGGUGGACGUAUCCUUGGCGGCCGAGGGUCAUAUUGUAAAGGCCCACCGAUUGGUGUUAUCCGUCUGCUCGCCGUUCUUCCGCAAGAUGUUCACCCAGAUGCCGUCGAACACCCACGCAAUCGUAUUCCUGAACAAUGUAAGCCACUCGGCGCUGAAGGACCUCAUCCAAUUUAUGUACUGCGGCGAGGUCAAUGUGAAGCAGGACGCCUUGCCCGCGUUUAUUAGCACCGCAGAAUCUCUGCAAAUCAAGGGGCUAACGGAUAACGAUCCUGCGCCGCAGCCACCGCAAGAGCCCAGCCCGCCGCCAGCAGCGCCUCAUGUACAACAGCAACAAUUACCGGCCCAGCGGGUGCAACGCCAGCAGCCGCGCGCCUCCGCCCGCUACAAGAUCGAGACCGUGGACGACGGACUGGGCGACGACAACAAGGGCACCACCCAGAUCGUCAUCCAGACCACGGCCGCACCCCAAGCCACCAUUGUACAACAGCCGCAGCAGCAGCAGGCUGCGCAGCAGAUCCAGACGCAGCAGCAGCUGCAGACGGGAACCACUACGACGGCGACGCUGGUGUCGACAAACAAACGCUCCGCCCAGCGAUCCUCUCUGACCUCCGCCUCCUCCUCCAGCGGCGGCGUAAAGCGCUCCAAGACCAGCGCCUCUGCCAAUGUAAUGGACCCCCUCGAUUCGGCCACGGAAACUGGAACCACGACGACCGCCCAACUAGUUCCGCAACAGAUCACCGUACAAACAGCUGUGGUCUCCUCCGCGGAAACCAAGCUCCACCAGCAGCCGCAGCAGGUCCGCCAGCAGCAGCAGCAGGAGGAAGCCGAGUACAUUGAUCUCCCCAUGGAAUUGCCGACAAAAUCGGAACCUGACUACUCUGAGGACCAUGGCGAUGCUGCCGGAGAUGGCGAGGGGACCUAUGUGGAGGACGAUGCUUACGGGGACAUGCGCUACGACGACAGUUACUUUACUGAAAACGAGGAUGCUGGCAACCAAACAACGGCAAACACGAGCGGCGGCGGAGUGACCGCCACCACGUCCAAGGCGGUGGUUAAGCAGCAGUCGCAGAACUACAGUGAUUCUUCGUUUGUCGACACCAGCGCGGAUCAGGGCAACACAGAGGCUCAAGAUUCGGAUAUUAGGUUUAUCCGGAGCCAAAAGAAGAACGCCCAACUGGUGUUCCGGGACUAUAUCUACAACAAGAAGCUGACCCAGGCCAAUGGACAGACGACCUGGCGCUGUGCGGAUGUACUUAAGCUCCGCUGCAAGGCGGUGGUGAUCACCCGCGAUGGCCAGUUCAUAGACGCCCGUCGUCAGCACAACCACGAGUCCCACGCCUCUAGGAUCGGCCAGCGGCAGCUCUACAAGGUGGAGCAGGAACUGGAGGAGUAUAUCGAGAUCUGCACGUCAAACCCCAAGAUAUCGCAGUAUCUGGGCAGCAGUAAUAUUAUCGUGACCGCCAAGGACGGCAAGGACUGCAAACUGUUUCUACCCGCCGCCGAGGCCACGGAAAUUGAGAUGCAGGCCCUAGUCGACGCCGCCGAGGAGGAGGAAGAGCUGCAGGCCGAGGCGGAGGGGCAGCGGGCCCAGCAGCGGGACCGGGAACGGGAGGCCAGGUGGCAGGCGGAGGAGGCCAAGCGCCGUUCCCUGCUGAAGACGAAGCACCUCUAGGAGAUUUCAUCUAGCACCAUAAGCUCGUAUUAAGCUCGAAAUUUGGAGUGGGCUUAUUUGUUUGGAGAACUACCAACAAAUCUAAAUGUAAUCAAUUGCGGGCUCUUUUUUUAAAGAUCUCUAGAAAGCUAUACCCUUUUAUCAUGCUAUAGUUUAUUUGAUCGUAUUAUGUCGGUAAUUACCUACCAAAGUGAAGCUAUUUUUUCCAAUUUACCAAAAUCAACCAUUUAAGUUAUCCGUAUUUUAUGUAAAUAUGUAUGUUUCUAACACAAGCAAGACCGCUGUAGUCGAGUUUUCCGUACUAUAAUAUAUACCUUAUUUACCUGCAACAGAAAAUGUUAUGCAACGUGCAUGUUUCUUACAGUUGAGAUCCUGAUCUUGUAUCCACCAUAACAACAAAUGAGGAUUCGCGAUGAAUCUGCGUGGUAAAUCCCAGAUAUCUAGGCGGAGAGACAUGCCUAGAUCCACUCGGAUAAUGUUUCUUUAUUUGUUUAUUGUGCUACGAAUACAAUGUACUUCAUAUAGGUUAUUUUCACAGGAUAUUUCUUAAACAGGAGGACUACAGUCAAAAUUAAAACAAUCAGCUAUAAUAUUACGACUAAUCCGAACAUUUAAAGGACUUCUAAUAAUUGAGUCAACCAAACAUGAUAAUAGCUUUAUAGUACCCUAAAUGAUUCAAUGAUUUUCAGCCAAACAAAUCGGCCCACCAACUCGAACGUAGUUUAAAUUAUGUCUGUAAACGUAUUUCAUAUUUAAUCCUCGAAUAAACUGAGACCAAAACAAA